This is a messenger RNA of Folsomia candida, 833 nucleotides long. RefSeq lists its product as uncharacterized. Bases 206 to 634 code for a protein of 142 amino acids. NCBI's taxonomy places the organism in Eukaryota, Metazoa, Arthropoda, Collembola, Entomobryomorpha, Isotomidae. The transcript is spliced from 3 exons. The record is from RefSeq and is a predicted model, not a curated record.
CAAUAUAUUGCCAGAUGUUGAAGCAUAUUCUUCGAGCCAUAUUUUCUAUACAACAUUUCCAAAAUUCUUAUGGAAACGAGAUGGUUCUAAAUUUUUAUGUCGUCGUUUAUAAAGCUGUCUCACUGUGCUGUGACCUUCAGGUUUCACUGCCAUCAUCGCCUUGGACGGAGUGCAAGAUAAGGACUUUCAGCCGUAAAAUUUAAUCAUGAAAGUUUAUUUCGCAAUUUUUGCAAGUUUUUGCUGCGUUGUUGUAUUCCUUGUGCAGGGAUUGACAGCGUUGGGCGGAUGCUCUGAUGAUUCAAUUUGUACCGACUUAUGUGGCUACGCAGGCACUGGUAAAUGCGUAAAUGGGACUCACUGUGUUUGCGAAACGUGUCCACAAAGGAGUACUGCUGAACUUUCUUUGGCCUACGCAGUCAAGAUUUGUACUCCGGAACCAUUUUGCCAGCUAAAGUGUCCAAAAUCCUCCUUCUCAUUGACAACUGGGAAACUGUAUUCGGGGCAUAUCUGCAGUUCCCUCACGAACCCGUUAGAUAUUACGUGCAUCUGUUUUUGCAUGCCGACCACGCUUGCCAGUCUCGGAACUAUACUGAGAUGUCCAGUGGUUCCCAAUUUUACUGAAGUACUCGGAUGAGUACGUAGCACCACCUUAUGCACAUUGAUUACGAACAUGUGUGUAUCAAAAAUGUAAACCAAUUGCUAUUUGUGACAUUUGGGUAGAAGAUCUUAAAUUGCCACUAAAAUAUUUGUUGAUUGAUUGACUUAUUUCGUAAAUUAAUUGUGCUAUAAUUGGGACAUGAUUUCAUUAAAUACAAGAGGAUAAUGUAACCAUC